AUGAGCGGAUCUACCGAAUUGAAGGCCUACGUGGUGUGCUCCCUCAUCCUCUACCUCAAGUUCGUCAUUGCGACGGGUAUCCAGGCCACAAAGACGUUCGACGCCGGCUGCCGACCGCCUGAGGACAAGAACUUGGCUCUUGCGCAGGGCCGACGCGAGCAGAACUACGGACUGUUCAGCGACACGAACGACGCCGAGCUCAUGAAGGCGCGCGAGAUCGAGCACCGCUGGAAGCGCAUCAUCCAGAACGACCUCGAGUCGAUCCCGCUGGCGCUGCUGGUGUUCAUCGGAGGCGUCUUUGCCGGCGGCAACAAGGAGCUGUUCGUCAUUUGCUUGGGCAUCUACACGUUCGUGCGCUGCUUCCACACGUACGCGUACGCCAACUCGCUGCAGCCCCACCGCGCGUGGUGCUGGCGCAUCGGCGUGCUCAUGAUCAUCGUCAGCGCCGUCAACUCCACGGUCGGCGUCUUCAGUUAG
Phytophthora sojae is the source of this 477-nucleotide messenger RNA. RefSeq lists its product as hypothetical. Bases 1 to 477 code for a protein of 158 amino acids. Gene Ontology annotation, cellular component: membrane. The record is from RefSeq and is a predicted model, not a curated record. The transcript has a single exon. NCBI's taxonomy places the organism in Eukaryota, Oomycota, Peronosporomycetes, Peronosporales, Peronosporaceae.